AUGGCUGCGGGCAGGCUGCAGGGUUUCUGCGCUGUUGGCCCCAGCGCGGCCAAGACCAACGCUCUUCGAGCUUACAUCACCGCACCAUCGGCAGCUUUGCGGUGCAGUCAAGGAGUGAGGUCAGUUCAGACGCUGUGCUGUCUUGGUGACUUCAACUCUCAGCGCCGCGACUCACAGAGCAGCAGCAACAAUGUACCAGACCCGAUCGAUGAGGAAUGGAAGGUCAUGCGGCGGCGGUAUAUUUCCCUGGACUCCGGCGCGCCGUCCACGAGCGGCAGGGGGGCGUUCCCGUCAUUGCCCAGCAGCAGCCACCCAAACCGGCCGGUGAACCAGUUUAGCUACGAGGACAGCUGGGACCUGACAGACGACGGUGGCUACACGCCGUUCCCAGUGAACCUGCCCACGGGCGAGGGCGCUGAGGGCCACGGCGUGGAGCUGGGCCAGAUGUCGGCCGGGCUGCACCUGUCAGACUCCAAGGAGAUCUGGGGCAAGAUGGGCCAGGUGUUUGUGCUGCUGUUUGGCGUGGGAGAGGCGGAGACGGAAGGGAUUUACUCGCUGCGCGCCAUGUCCCGGGAGGAGGGCCUGCCGCAAGACACCAUCGUGGCUUUUGAGGACCUGGAAGAUGCCGAGCGGUAUUGCACGCUGCUGCAGGCGACGAUGCCGCACGUGCCCAAUGUGAUGCCAAUCGAGCCAAAGGAGCUGCUGGAGUUCUGCAGCGACGCCGGCUACAACUGCCGCCUGGAGCCCCGGGGCAGCUGGUUCACUCCGCCCGACUACAACGUUGGCAUGACCGACUGGGAACGCUCCCUGCGCCUCAGGGAAGGGCGCUGGAGCGUGCUGGACUGCGAUCCAGAGCGGCGUGCUUUCGGCGAGGGCGCGGCAGCUGCCACGCAGCAGCCGCAGCAGCUGCCCUACCACUACCUCAGCGGCCAAUUCCACAACAACGCGGGCGCCUACUUCUCCACAGACUACGAGCUGGAGGAGCUGAAGGCUCGCCUGGAACGCCUCCUGCCGGAGGAAUGAGUCGUCGCCCCACAUGGGCACAUGAUGAUGUCAUGCCGCGCUCAGUCGCCAGCUCAGGCAAAAGCAGCAGCGGCUGGAGCGGACAGCGAGUGCCUUGGCAGAUGCGCAUAGGCCGGGGCUUUGCUAUUAGCGGCAGGAAAAGAUGGCCAGUUGCAAGACACCCUAAGAGAUGUUUGUGGCUGCAUCACAAUCAAGAGUGGCAUGGUGCGGCGGCGGCGCCAGGCCAAACAUUCGUAUUUGCCUGUCAGAAGAGACACGUGGAGGAUGUGCAGGGGUUGGGCUGGCUGGCUCAACUGGUCCAAAGGCCGUUUUGAAAGGGAGAGAGAUCCAGUGGGGGCCUAAGAGUGAGGGGAGUGGAUGUGUGGUCCAGGUGUCAAAGAGGCACAAAUCAUUUUGCAACGAUGUGCGAACACCAUAUGCACACCUGGGAGCAGUGCUGUAUGCAUCACUAUUCGGUGGCACGUCCUUUACUGUGCGUGCAGCCGCAAGACAAUCUAUGUUUCUGGAAGAUUCUGGAUACGCUGCAGGAGUCGUUGAUUCCAGUCAAAGCGAGCUAAAGAGGCGCUGUUAGCCUGCAGCAAAGCAUGAAUAUCACGGUGCUUUUCUACUUAUUGAGUUAAGCACAGGCGUCAUUGACUCUCAAAACGUGUGAAGGCUGACUUGUGGGCUCAUGUUUGUCUGCAUGUGCGGGCUUCAUGUGGGUCUUGAGUCAGCUGCAGCACCAAAGAGGUAGCUAGCAG
This is a messenger RNA of Coccomyxa subellipsoidea C-169, 1763 nucleotides long. RefSeq lists its product as hypothetical. The transcript is spliced from 6 exons. NCBI's taxonomy places the organism in Eukaryota, Viridiplantae, Chlorophyta, Trebouxiophyceae, Coccomyxaceae. Bases 1 to 1023 code for a protein of 340 amino acids. The record is from RefSeq and is a predicted model, not a curated record.